GCGGUGGAGCUGCGGCUAAGAUGGCCUCACUCGUGUAAACAUUGUAUUUCUCUAACUCACCCCGGCACAGCCUCUCAUCUCCAAACACCCUCCCACCUGCCUCUGCUAAGAAUGACACACUCAAUGAUACCCCUCCACCACACCCCAGGUCCGGCACUCCACUAGUUCACCCACACACACGUGGAUAAAGAGGCAGUCCCCAGGGGUAGACAUUACUCUUCCACUCCCCAGGCCCAUAGUCCCCAGCUUCCAGUCCCGACUAAACGAGGAGUCUACUCUUGUUCUCUUCUGUGUCUUCUGUGUAGCCGUCCACGUGGGGCUAGACAGCAACACCCAGCACUGCCUCAGCCCCACAGCACCACGGCAGCCCCCAGCAACACGUGGAUUUGUGGUCUCCCUGAUGUGCUGCGGUGUGGCUGACUGACGCUGCUGCUGCUAUCGCCACCACCGCCAUCACCACCAUGCCACCCCCAGCUUUCACCCCCAACACCAGCUGCGGCCCCUGUGUGUACUGUGGGGAGUCCUCAGAGGGGCAGCCGCAGGAGCUAGUGUCAUGUGAGCUGUGUCGCCGUCCUCUACAUUUACUCUGCUUGAAGUCACCACCACAGAGCUCCUUACUUGGUGAUAACUUCUUCCUGGUGACGUGUGGUGCCUGCAGUGAUGGUGAGGAGGUGGUGCAGAGGGCGGACAUGUCAGACCUACACAUGCUGAUGCUGACCCUGUACAACCUCCACAUGACCCAGGAACACACGUCCAAAUCGGGUUUUUUUCAUUGGAAGGUUCAGGUCGCCCACACCUGUCAUAAAGGGAGGAAGAAGAAGAUAUUAAUGGCGACCAGCACCAGGAUGUCCCACCACACCCGGUACUUCCAGAGUGGCCUGGGGGUGCUGGGGGAGCCUGGGUGGUACCGGCUGGUGGAGGUAGCACCCCCUGCCCAGCUCCUCCUCUUGGCCCAUGGGGGAAUGGGGAGCCAGUCUCAUGAUUUGGUAGUGGAGGAACCACCACCACCACCACCACCACCACCAGUGAAAGGGGAGCCAGUGGAGAGAACAGAGGAGUGGAAUGUGCUGCCUUCGAGUGCCUGGUUUACUGAGAGAGACCUCCUUCUACAGCAGUGCCAGCCCCUGAGGCACUGCUGCAGGGGGAGGACCAGGGCAGGGAGAUGGGGGAGCAUAAGGUGUGUGUGUUAUCCAAAGAAGUCUGCCAUGAGGGACCUUAUCAAAAGCCUUUUUUAUGCUCAGAAUGUGAAAGAGGAAAUAAUAGUGAAAGAAGAAAUAAUAGAAGGAAUUUCCGAAGCGAUGGAGAGUGAAGAAAACGUGAUUGUUGAUGAAAUAAAGGAAGAGGAAGAGGAAGAAGAGGAGGAAGAGGAAGAGGAGGAGGAGGUGGAGGAAGAAGGAGAGAUGAGGAGAGGGAGAAAAAUGCGUCCUUCUCUCUUUCCUCCACCUUCCUCCGUUCCUCCAAUCCUCCUCCAUGCGGAUUUGAAAGUAGACAACCACACAGGGAAAAACCUUCGUCGUCUGAGCCGUUAUGAGGAGAAGAGUUUGCUGCGUCACCUGGAGAGGCUCGCCGCACCUCACCCCCUCCCCCCACACCUCCAUAGGCUGAGGAGAAAGCUUAUUGUUAGGAGUCAGAAGGUGGAGCACGGAUUGCCGGUAUUCAAUAUGGACCAGGAGGUGGACCACUGGCGGACUUUUAAGCAGCGGCGGACCAGGAGGGAGCGGAUGGACCAGGGUGGAGCGGCAGAACAUCCACUCCACACUGCAAACACACGGAUAUUGGACCGAUUUCAGGUGGCAGGGCAGCAGCAGGGGACAGCAGAGGAGCACAACAUGAGCUUUGCCGCCCGUCUUGGUGGGUCCGGCGACGGUGCCAACCCUCCUCCCCUCAUCCACAGCCCCUACACCCUCAGGUACCUUAAGCCGUUCAUCAGACGUGAUUUUGAGUGUCUCCCGCUGAAGCUACGACUUUUACGAGAGAUUGUGUCGAGCCACCACCAGCGGGAGCCGGGCUGGAUGUCCCCCCCGUCGGCACCCAUUGACUUUUGCUACGUCACUGCCAAACACAUCCCAGCCAUGAACCAGCUGGCUAGACACUUCUUCUGGCCUGGGAUUGACUUGUCAGAGGUGCUGCAGUACCCGGACCACACCUGUGUCGUGCUGUACCGUCGCCUGGUGGUGGGGUUCGGGGUGGUGGUGCCGGACACAGGGUACAAUGAGGCGUACCUUUCCUUCCUGCUGGUGCACCCUGAGUGGAGAAGGGCUGGAAUUGCUACUUUUCUCCUGUACCACUUAAUCCAGACAUGCCCCGGGAAGGACGUGACCCUGCAUGUGUCGGCAACCAAUCCUGCGCUCAUCCUGUACCAGCAGUUCGGGUUCAAAGUGGAGGAAUUUCUGUCUAACUUCUACGACAAGUAUCUCCCACACGACAGCCCUGUGUGUAAGCAUGCCAUGUUUAUGAGGCUUGGCAGGUGAACGUGUGUGUGUGUGUGUGUGUGUGUGUGUGUGUGUGUGUGUGUGUGUGUGUGUGUGUGUGUGUGUGUGUGUGUGUG
Portunus trituberculatus (swimming crab) is the source of this 2548-nucleotide messenger RNA. RefSeq names its product cysteine-rich protein 2-binding protein-like (gene Atac2). The transcript is spliced from 14 exons. Gene Ontology annotation, molecular function: acyltransferase activity, transferring groups other than amino-acyl groups. NCBI's taxonomy places the organism in Eukaryota, Metazoa, Arthropoda, Malacostraca, Decapoda, Portunidae. The record is from RefSeq and is a predicted model, not a curated record. The coding region runs from base 462 to 2471 and encodes 669 amino acids.